Eimeria necatrix is the source of this 1680-nucleotide messenger RNA. RefSeq lists its product as hypothetical. The record is from RefSeq and is a predicted model, not a curated record. Lineage: Eukaryota; Apicomplexa; Conoidasida; Eucoccidiorida; Eimeriidae. Bases 1 to 1680 code for a protein of 559 amino acids. The transcript has 6 exons.
AUGGAUGAAAGGCGUAGACAGCGCAAUCUCAGGGACGAUACCGGUUCUUUUGGUGUGCCGGAACCCAAACAGAAGCAGCUACAUCAACUACAGCAACAUCAACAGCAGCCGCAACACCAGCAAAAUGUGGAAGCAGCUGGACAAAGGGUCUCCUCCGUCCUCCACUCUAGCAAUUCCACCCUUAGCAAUGCCUCUGACAGCACGUCUGCAUCCUUGCGCGAGAAGGCGCGGAAGCUGCAGCAAGAAGCGAUGCUGAGCAGGGACCAAGCCACAUGCGUGCGGGGCUCCCAACAAACCUUCAGGCUGCGCGUGGCCGAGAUGAGGGAGCAGGAGGCAGCGAGGCUGCUGGAGCUUGCAGACACUCAGGAUGGGGGCGGGGCGCCAGGGGCCGCGACGGAGGGCCUCUCUCCAGCCGGCAGUGACUUGCACCCCAUGCGUUCAUCAAGGGGCCAGCUCAUGUCGGACACGGGUUCUCUUCCGAAUGUGAAUAGUCCCAGAGGCGCAGCGCAGGCCGGGUUUCCGGACGAGGCACGGGUAGCGGAGCUGCUUGCUGCAGCAGCAGAAAGGAGAGACAAAGCCACGUGCGUAAAAGGAGGCAAGCAGCGAGCCCUUUUGGCUAUGGCUGAAAAACUGGAAAACGAGGCACAUGCCCUUGCUGCUGCCAUGAAGCAGCAGCAGAACCAGCAGCAGCAGCAGCACGGCACGUGCGACGACCCUGCCUAUGCCCCUAGAGACUCCGCACGAUUUGGUCUUCCUUCAGGGAGCAGCGACGCGUCGUUCAGCUCUCAGCCGCCCCAGAAUCAACAGCAGCAGCAGUACCCGCCGCAGCAGCGACAGCAAGAACAGCGUCAACACAACUACCAACAGCAGCAACAGCCAUACCAGCAGCCGCAGCCGCAGCACCAAUAUGAGCAACAGCAACAGCCGUACCACCAGCAGGAGCACCACCGCCAGUAUGAGCAGCAGCAACAGCACCAGUACCCUCAGCAGCAAGAGCAAUAUCCGCCGCAUCAACAGCAACAACAGCAACACCAAUAUCAGCAACAGCAACAGCACCAGUUCGCCUAUCAGCAGGAGCGAUACCCACAGCAGCAGGGUCAGCCGCCGCACCAGCAAAUGCCCCCAGACUACCGGGGCUACCAGUCUAACAGCGCCAUGGGGUCUGAAGCGUCCUUUGGGCUGGGCAACGAGGAUCGCAACAGGCCUCUGCAGCAGCAGCGUAGCUUGCAGCAGCAGCCGCAGCAGCAAGUUACGAUGCCCGACACUCCAAGAGAACACGAUGACUCGACACGUGGGCACACUGUUCUGUCAAACAAGAAAAGAGCUUUGGGACCAUCGCAGAUGUCUCAGGCGGAUCAGGCUCUGGCUGAACAGGCGGAGAAGCUGCGACAGGAGGCGCUGCUGUGUCGAGAUAAGGCCAGAUGCUGCAGUGGGGCGAAGCAGAGGCAAUUGCUAAGUCUGGCUGAGCUGAAGGAACAGCGGGCAGCGGACGCCAUCGCCCAGAUGACGGAGUGCAGCCUUUACCUCCAUCAGAACAGUAGCGACAGUCUGCAGCAAUCCCAGAAGCAGCAGGGCUACAUGCAGCAGCAUCAGAUACAGCAACAAAGCAGCAGAAGGGCAGCGGGCGAGCACAGGGGAAGAGUCGACCCGCGUGGCAACUCUGGAAUUUUCGACCAAUGA